Molecule: messenger RNA, 354 nt
Organism: Mesorhabditis belari
Lineage: Eukaryota; Metazoa; Nematoda; Chromadorea; Rhabditida; Rhabditidae
Source: the annotation of a GenBank genome assembly
AUGAACCACAAGCAUCAUCAUCCUCAACAUGGACUGCCCAAUCCAUCAGUGCCAAUUUUUCAACACGGUCAAGUUUUCGUGCCAAAUGCUAUGGAUGGACCGCCUCAAUAUGGGUGGACGGGUUCGCAGAGCUGUGGUAUGAGCAAUAUGAUGGGUGGGCCGCCAAUCAUGGGAUCAACUCCGGUAAUGGGAACGCCAAUGAUGAUGGGUGCACCGAUGAUGGGGAUGGGAGUUCCAAUGGGAGCCCCGAUGAUGGGGGCGACGCCAAUCAUGGGUCCACCCAUGGGCACUCCGGUGAUCGCUGCCCCUAUCAUGUUUAUGCCAUUUUGGAGAAGAGUGAGUGGAGCUCCUUUU